Pocillopora verrucosa is the source of this 969-nucleotide messenger RNA. Its product is annotated as angiopoietin-related protein 7-like. NCBI's taxonomy places the organism in Eukaryota, Metazoa, Cnidaria, Anthozoa, Scleractinia, Pocilloporidae. The record is from RefSeq and is a predicted model, not a curated record.
CUUUAUGAAACCUUGCUACCAUAUCCUCGGUAAAGUUCUCAAUUUCUCUUUAAAUAUUACGUUUAGGCAGCGUGGUGCAUCACCUAUAGAAUUAUCAUGAGAGGCAUUCAACAAGGAAUAGGAUCUGCUCUGGUUUUUCUGGCACUUUCUGUGACUUAUCAAAUUCUACCAUCAACGCGGGCAUUCCCGAUAGAUUGCCAAAAGAACACUGCCGUCUGUUUGGAAGAAAUAAUGAAGGAAGUCACCCAAGUUCGAUUUGAGAUUAAAAUUCUCAUGGAGAACAAAACAUUGGCGAGACCUAAGAACUGUGCUGAGCUCUACCAUUCCGGUCAAAGGAUCAGCGGUGUUUACACAAUCGACCCAGAUGGCUCAGGUGCCUUUAAUGUCUAUUGUGACCACACUACUUCCGGUGGGGGAUGGACAGUCUUCCAGAAGAGAAUGGAUGGCUCCGUUGAUUUUAAUCGCACCUGGAAUGACUACAAGCAUGGCUUCGGUAACUUGGUCGGUGAAUUUUGGCUCGGACUGGACAAGAUAAACCGUCUGACACAAAAUAAGACGAAGAACAUGCUUCGAGUAGAUCUGGGGGUGACUACGCGCCAAACUGUUCACGCUGAGUAUGAAUGGUUUGGGAUUGGAAACGGGACGGCUGACUAUCGGCUGUACAUUGGCAAUAUGACAACAGAUGCAACUGUUUCCUCUGAUUCCCUCAAUCCUCACAAAGAUUUCAUUUUUGGUACCUGGGAUAGAGAUGCUGCUAAUUGUACUCUAAAAAGAGGCGGAGGUUGGUGGUAUGGCAGCAGUAGUGAUUGUGCUGUUUGGUCGAAUCUCAACGGAAUUUAUCCGCAUUGUCGAAAUAAAACCUUGGCCAAUAUCCAUUGGGAUCAAUUGGAUCAAAACAGUCCCGAGGGCAGCGCCCCCACAUCAACUGAAAUGAAAAUUAGACCAGCGGAUUUUUUUAAAACUUUCUGA